Mesorhabditis spiculigera is the source of this 2040-nucleotide messenger RNA. Lineage: Eukaryota; Metazoa; Nematoda; Chromadorea; Rhabditida; Rhabditidae. The record is from the annotation of a GenBank genome assembly.
AUGGACGAUGACCUAUUCGGCGGCCUUUCGGAGAGCAGCAGCAGCGAUGAGGAGGAGACCGAGCUGACCUCCACCAGCCCCACCACAUCACCGGGGAGACCCGAGAGGGCAACGGCCGGCAGCGACAAGGGGAAUCGAGCCCUGAUGAGGACAGCCCCGUCGCUGCAAAGCCGACUAAACGACGAGCUUCUCCCCCUCGCCUCCAGCAGCAGCAAGCGGGCCCGCUUCAGCCAGGUGGCCGGCAGCUCGACGGAUUUUCAUGCGGCCCUGACGAUGCUUGACGAUGAUGUGGCGGACUUGCCUUCGGCCCCAGAGCCCGUGGUAGCUCCCGAACCGAUCGAACUGCCGUCAAAACCUGCAGUGGCACCGGAGGAAUUGCCCGGGCCCUCGCAAAGAAUUGUGCCUGUCGAAAAGAUCGAGGCACCCAGCACCCGCGAGCCGACCGAGAAGCCUGCUGAUGAGCAAUUUUUUGCCCCGACCUCGUCCAAGAAUCCAGAUUUCUACCAGGGCGACGAACUGAUCCCGCUGCCCGAGCUGGAAGAGGAGGACGAGAAACUGCGGCUCAAGUUGCAGGUCCUCAUCUCCAACUUCUCCCAAGAUCAACUCAACCGAUAUGAAGCCUAUCGUCGCUCCACAUUCCCCAAGGCAGCCGUCCGUCGCCUGAUCCAUCAGCACACUUCGAUCGCUCCCACCCAACAAGUGGUGAUCGCCAUCUCGGGACUCGCCAAAGUCUUCGUCGGCGAGCUGAUCGAAGAAGCGCUAAAAUGCCAGACCGCCAGCGAGGAGACGGCCGACCCCCUGAAGCCGCACCACAUCCGACAAGCCUACUACAAAAUGCACAGUCGGGGCCAACUACACCCUCCAAAAGGAAAUCGCCCCAACCCGCUAUUGUACAUCUUCAUGGCUGCCGACCUCGACACUAGCGACAUCGACAAGGAGAUCGAGCGCAGGCGCGAAGCCCUUCGUGGCAUCGACUCUUCGCUCGGGAACUUUGGCGGAAACCGCCCCGGAUUUGGUGGCGGUGGACCUAUAGGAGGUGGAGGUGGCUUCAAGCGACGUGUGUCGGACGAGGUACCGCGGCGUUUCAACGACCGCGAUGGCGGUGGGCUAGCCGGGCGUGUCUCGGGCGUGAAACGCGGCCGCUUUGAGGAGAUCGAGGAUCCUUACUCCGACGAAGACGAUUACGACGAGCGGCCGAAGCGGACCCUCUUCUCCACCGUCUCCUUGCCAGCCAUCGAGACCAAGAGCCGUGAGGAGAAGCUCAAGGAGAUCGACUCCAAGACGCAGCAAGAUGUGAAGCAGAGGAACAAGCGCAUGUUCGCCAACCUGCUGAUGGGUACCUUGCAAAAAUUUCAGCGUGAUGAAAAGAAGGUUAGGAACGUGGAAAAGGUUCAGGCGGACAAGCAGCGUGCUGUCGAGACGAAGUUGGAAGAGGAGAAGAAGGGACAAAUUGAGAAGGUUCGCGCCGAGCGUGAGGGGUUGAUGGCCAAGCGCCGCGAGGAAGAGCGCGAGAUCCGUUCGCUCACCCGCCGCAAGGCCCUCAUUCAAUACUCUGAACAGAAAAUCCAGCACUACAAGCAGCUGCAGAACUUUAUCGGGACAACGACAAAACCAACAAUUUUCUACGUGCCCGCCAAGCACACGCUCCGCAGCUUGGAACUCCAGAAGCAGAGCGCUGAAACUAUUGAUGCAUUGAUUUCCAUACGCCAGGAGGCGCUGCGAAACGAGCUCAAGAACGACCCGGAGCUCAAGCGUGAAGAGGAGGGGCUCCGUCGCCGCGAGGCUAGAAUGAGCGACGUUGGCAAUGCCCCGGCCCGUGAACCGGCGUUCGAGCACAAUCGAAAUCGUCGCGACCGUUCCAGGUCAUACUCUCGAAGCGAAUCGGGCUCGGAUGCUGAAGAAAAUGGCACAGCCAAGGGCGACGACGAGAACAAGGCGAGCGAGGUGAAGCCCGAGCCGGAGGACGAGGCCGACGAGCUGGUCGUGAAACAGGAGGACCCCGAACUCGAGGACCGCCCCGAGGAUGAUAUUGUGAUGGCA